GGAGGAUCUUGAGGAUUGUUAUGUGUAAGACUGCGUCUUCCCCUCAGUUUACAGAGGAGCCCUCGGCAGCAGCUCCGGGCCCCAGCUCUGCCCCAGCCAAGGGGGAGUCGUCAGACAGCAGCCCUUGUCCGCCCCAUGUCAUGGCCCAGGUGCGCGUGCGGAACGUCCCAGAGCGGGAGCGCAUCGUUCGGGGCAUGCAGGACAGCAAGAGCCUGGACGAGAUCAGCCAGGCGUGCGGUGGAGGGGCCCGGGGUGGGGGCCGGGGGGGCCAGCCAGAGGGCCGCAGGGCCACCAUCUCCUCUGCCCUGGAGCUGGAGGGAACAGUUAGCCACGACGGGGACCUGACCCACUACAUCUGCCGCAACCUGGAGCAGAAGAUCAAGAUGAGCUCCAAGCCCAGUUUGGACUGUGACUGUGACUGUGAGUACCAGCACCGGGGGACCGCGGAGACCGGGAUGGGGGAUUGGAUAAUUAGUCACCAGGGUUGUAUUCAUUAGGUACCAAACUGGAAAGAAAAGGACUGAAACAGGGAGACCAUCUGAACUUGUCCAGUAAGACAUCUCCGUUUUCCAUUGCAAAACGUUUUGCUUACGAUGGGCCUGAAUACGACCCUGGUGAUCAGAGAAAUGCUGAUCCACAAAAUGCCUUUUCUGGUGUUAUUUCAGCGACGCGUCAGUGUUUGAAGUUGCAGUUGUAGGCUGAGUUCCAAAUCGAAUCAAUCUACCCUUUCCCUCUAAUCUACUGAUUAGAUUAGCACCUUCAGGAAGGGUGGGAUUACGGAUUACUCACACAGCAGUUUGUAUGAGGGAGGAGGAUUUGGUUUGCUUUGUAGACCGUCAGAUAACAUAGUCAUUUCCGGUGUGUGUUUUUCUUUAUUUCUUUCUUUCUUUCUGAGUCCAGCGGACUGUUCGGGUUCCAUCAGCAGUAGAGGUCGGGGGUCGUCGUUGCGGCGGCCGGCUGAUAUCCCUCCCAUCGACCCUGCUGUCUUGGUGGACUUGCAGAGACACACACAGGAAGUUGCCCACAGCGUGGAGCUAAUGAUGCGCAGCCUCAACGGAACCAUCCAGAACGUACGUGAGCUCAGUUUCUCCACACCACACACACACACAAAUGUUUCUGUAUUUAUUUCUGUAUUUAUUUGUAUUAUAUUUUUACUGCUCUAGGGUUAUUUAAUGCUUGCAUAACCUUCUCUACUAUUAUCUAUUGAUUUAUUUUUCAUUCUUUAUGCGGUGCGCGCUGCGCAGAACGUCGGAAGAAUUUUCACUGAACUAUCACUGUGAAUCAUUGUAAUGUUUGUUUGUGUCAAUUAAUCCCAUAAGUGAUGGGUUGCCAGCUGGCGAUUUGACACGAAAAUAAAAUGUCAUUCAUUUAUUAAUUCACACGUACUCACUCAAAUCAUUCUGAUCUCCCUUCCGUCUUUUUAGUUCUGCUCUGCUAUUGUAAUGCUCUUAUUGUAAGUUGCCCAGAGUUAGUGUCUGCUAUGCUAUAUACUGUAUGUCUUAAUCAAUGUGUGUGUGUGUCCAGAUGACAGCGCUGAGUGUGGGCUACAUCCAGACCUACAGAGACUCAGUGGACAGCCUGGGGGAGUCUGUGGACAUGAGCAUAAAGGUGAGAGAACAGAUAGCUUGGCCAGACGUGAAUGGAAGGAUGAGCACUGAAUACUGAUCGAUAGUCACAGAUGCUUCUUGUCAUAAGUAUAAUGUCCUGAUUGUAGCGCGUGUGUGUUCAUAGGGAAUGUACACGCUGAUGGCGCGCUGUGAGGAGCUGGACCGCUCCAUGCAGCCCAUCCACACUCUGGCCGCCCAGAUCCGGGACAUCAAGCGCACCCUGGAUGCCCUGGAGGCCAUCUGCAAGUAG
Coregonus sp. 'balchen' is the source of this 1857-nucleotide messenger RNA. The record is from the annotation of a GenBank genome assembly. NCBI's taxonomy places the organism in Eukaryota, Metazoa, Chordata, Actinopteri, Salmoniformes, Salmonidae.